Raphanus sativus (radish) is the source of this 843-nucleotide messenger RNA. RefSeq lists its product as uncharacterized. The transcript has 2 exons. The record is from RefSeq and is a predicted model, not a curated record. Gene Ontology annotation, molecular function: zinc ion binding. Lineage: Eukaryota; Viridiplantae; Streptophyta; Magnoliopsida; Brassicales; Brassicaceae. Bases 117 to 743 code for a protein of 208 amino acids.
CUGACCCUUUCUUGUUUUGUUUGUUAGUCCAUAAACGUUUACUUGUGACAGAAGUCUUGCAAGUAUAUACUAUAGCCAAGUACCGUCUUCACUCUUUCUCUCUCUCUCAAAUAAAAAUGUCAUCUUUCGAAAUAUCUCACAUUGAUUUAGAAAAUGGUUCCGGCGAGAGGCAUUACGGUCGAAAUGACGUCAGUGAGAUCGGAGAAGACGGCUCUUCUUGGGAUGAAGACUACGAUUUCCACUCAGCUGUACGAAGCUUUUGCGGGGAGUUUGAGGUUCCUGAUGAUUUGGAGGACGUCUCAGAUUCAGAGUGGGAACCUUCUUCUCGAUCAUCUUUGAAGGAGAAAGAUUGCCGGAUUUGCCAUUUGGGUCUAGAGAGUAGCCGUCAUGAAUGUGGAGAACCAAUGGUUCUCGGAUGUUCUUGUAAAGAUGAUUUGGGUUAUGUUCAUAAGCAGUGUGCCGAUACUUGGUUCAAGAUCAAGGGUAACAAGACUUGCGAGAUUUGCCGUUCGAUAGCUCAAAACUUCUCUAAAGUUGCCAAUGAGAUUGAUCAAACAAAGAUUGAAACCAAUGUGGAUGACAUGGAGGAGGCGGGAAAUUCAUCCACAGUGGUGGAGACAAUAGAUUCUGAUGACCGGAGAUUCUGGAGCGGGAAUAAGUUUCUUAACUUUCUUCUAACAUGUAUGGUCUCUGCAUUCGUAAUCUCAUGGUUCUUCCACAUUAACUUGCCUUCACAACAAUGAAAAAACAAGAUUAACUUCCUCUGUUUUUCUCAAAUCUCAUUUUCUUUUGCUUUGAGUGGAAUUUGAUUCCAUGUUUUAGCUUUUUGCACGAGUGCAAUCA